AUGGCGUCGCCUAACACAUCAAACUCUGUCACUAAGUCCGGAAUCACAACCGACUCAGUCACCGGAGAACGCUACAUCCCAUCCUCGGUCAGAGCCGAUGGUUCGAAGCGCAAGGAGAUCAAGGUCCGGCCCGGGUACCGUCCCCCGGAGGAUGUGGAAUUGUACAAAAACAGAGCUGCAGAGGCCUGGAAGAAUCGCGGGAAAUCGGGUGUACCAGGAGCCGUGCCCGGAGCUGAGAGCUUGAAGGACAAUGACGCUACAAAACCCGCCAGCGCUGCCAGCAACAAGAAUGCCAAGCGACGAGAAGCGAAGAAGAAGGCGAAGGCUACGCAGGAUGAUACAGAUACUCCGAAUGGCAGGGAUAUUUCUCAGAUCGAGAACUGGCGUGCGGCUCCAUCUGGGGGUGAUGCAAAACAACUAGAUGGCUCGGAGGCCUCCGCAACUCCUGUCGACCCCGAAGUAGAGCAGGAGAAAAAGGCUCGCAAUUUGAAGAAGAAGCUCAAGCAGGCUCGUGACCUAAAAGACAAGAAAAACAAGGGUGAGGCCUUGCUACCGGAACAGGUAGAGAAGGUGAUCAAAAUCCAGGAGCUGAUUCGCCAACUCGAUUCGCUUGGGUUUGAUUCCAACGGAGAAAAGAAAGAUGGUGAAGAGGAGAAA
This is a messenger RNA of Aspergillus versicolor CBS 583.65, 657 nucleotides long. Its product is annotated as putative RNA binding protein Pym. The transcript has a single exon. Gene Ontology annotation, cellular component: cytoplasm; exon-exon junction complex. Gene Ontology annotation, biological process: exon-exon junction complex disassembly. The record is from RefSeq and is a predicted model, not a curated record. The annotation marks the transcript as partial. Lineage: Eukaryota; Fungi; Ascomycota; Eurotiomycetes; Eurotiales; Aspergillaceae. Gene Ontology annotation, molecular function: RNA binding.